Drosophila guanche is the source of this 1033-nucleotide messenger RNA. RefSeq lists its product as uncharacterized. The transcript has 2 exons. Bases 1 to 618 code for a protein of 205 amino acids. Lineage: Eukaryota; Metazoa; Arthropoda; Insecta; Diptera; Drosophilidae. The record is from RefSeq and is a predicted model, not a curated record.
AUGGGAAAGGCCCUGUACUGCAGCUCAGAAACANAGACGGGAACAGAGACCACAGCGGAGCUGCAGGCCGAGCCCGUCUAUGACAACCUAGGGCUACGCACCACUGCCGGGGGGAACUCCACGCUGAAUCUACCCAAGGCUCUUGGAGCCCAGGGAGCACAGCAGUUGUACUCGAUGCGCGAUCGUCCCCUUCCCGCCACUCCCAGUCUUACGUCAGUGGUCUCUGCGGCGAAUGGGACCAAGAUCUACGAACCCAUUCACGAGCUGAUCCAGCAACAGCAGCAACAUAUGCAACGGCAGCAUCAACAACCACACAUGUAUCCCUCAGAAACAGAGUCUCUAUCCGGGGGAAAAAACCAUGGGAUUGCUAUAAUUCCGGGUGCCAGUAUUAGUGCAGCUGGCCUGGGUAACUCCACCUGUUUUUCUUCCUCGAUGGUGGCAUCAGGGUCCCCCACUCACUCCAGCGUCGCCAACUCCGCUUCACCGAAGAUUGCAAAGAUACCACCAAGGCCACCACCGAAGCCCAAGAAGAAGAUGUCCGUGACGGCGACGCGCAGGGGGCAGGGCAGUACAAGUCAGCUGUUUGACGACGAGGGCGAGGAUGGCACCGAGGUUUAGCUUGACGAUAAACACGACAAUGCAUUGGAAUGGGAAAGGCCCUGUAAACCCGCAGCAGCAGCCAACUGGAGCCUAAACCAAAAAUAAAUCAGCCUAUUCUCCUGCCAGCACAAACACCUGGUGACCAUUUUCACUUGGUUGUUCCGAAAUGAACGCUAUUCGCGUGACGUGCGUGCCAAACGACUGAUGUAGAAUUUAGUAAUUAAACCGAUAAGCAUACGACACGCACGAAUAUUCAAAAUCAAACAGGUACUGCAGCUCAGAAACAGAUACAGAUGCAGACAAUACAAAUGAAGCAUAAACUCAACCAAGAAAAUCAAUUUUGUAAAUUUAAAGAAUUCUGAUGGAAACCAAGUACGCAUGGAUAUGUAUUAUGUGUUGUCUCGAGCUGCGGCAGAUCGAAAUAUUUUAGCAU